Messenger RNA from Sinocyclocheilus rhinocerous, 1589 nucleotides. Its product is annotated as sorting nexin-12. Gene Ontology annotation, cellular component: retromer complex; early endosome membrane. The coding region runs from base 238 to 720 and encodes 160 amino acids. Lineage: Eukaryota; Metazoa; Chordata; Actinopteri; Cypriniformes; Cyprinidae. Gene Ontology annotation, molecular function: phosphatidylinositol-3-phosphate binding. Gene Ontology annotation, biological process: late endosome to Golgi transport; endocytic recycling. The transcript is spliced from 7 exons. The record is from RefSeq and is a predicted model, not a curated record.
UUAGGUGCUUUAUAAAAUACGUCUCCCAAACUGCUGCACAUAUCAUCGCAUCGGGGGUGCGGGAAGCACAGGAUUUCCUGGUUCUGUUGCUUAACUGGACACAUCCAAGUUUUAGAUUCGCAGAGGUACCUAGCUCAUUUUAACAUCCAUCGAUUUAAUGUCUUAAUCAAAACCUUCUGAUCUAUACGUGCCCUAGACUACACCUUGCCGUAGUCAGUCUGAAGUAAGUCAUCAAAGAUGUCCGAAGCCACAGUGGCCGAUACUCGUCGGUUAAACUCUAAACCGCAGGACCUGACGGACGCCUACGGCCCUCCCAGCAACUUUCUGGAAAUCGACGUGUACGACCCCCAGACUAUAGGAGUCGGCCGCAAUCGCUUCACCACUUACGAAGUCCGGAUGAAGACAAAUCUUCCCAUUUUUAAACUGAAGGAGUCGUGUGUUAGACGAAGAUACAGCGACUUCGAGUGGCUGAAGAAUGAGUUGGAAAGAGACAGCAAGAUUGUUGUGCCUCCAUUGCCUGGAAAGGCAUUGAAGAGACAGCUUCCCUUCCGUGGAGAUGAGGGCAUUUUUGAGGAGUCCUUCAUUGAGGAGAGACGAGCUGGGCUUGAACAGUUCAUCAACAGAAUUGCAGGUCAUCCUUUGGCCCAGAACGAACGCUGUCUUCACAUGUUCCUGCAGGAAGAAAGUAUUGACCGGAACUACAUUCCUGGAAAAGUGUGAAUGAAGCCUGUGAUCCAAAGGUUUUGGUAAACCCCCCUCCCCGUCCUGGACCCAUCUGCUCUACCAGCUCUUUUCUGCACAUCAGUCAAAGCCUUUCACUGCUGCUGUCCAUGAUAUUCUGUAUAUCUUUCUAUUCUCUAAUAGAACUACAACACCUGUUUCACCCUGAGGAUGAACUCAUCUUAAUGCUGUAUUUAUACCUCAUGCAUUCUUUUUGUGGAAAGACACAUUCUUUUUUGCUGAUCUUUUAGCAAAUAUUCCUUUCUCGAAAAACAGUGCUUUCUGUGUUUAUUCUGGUUAAAACUCCGGGCUUAAAUCCUUUCAGGCAACCCACAGAUUUUUCUCCAAAAAUGUAUAUGUAUAUUAUAAAGAGAAUUUGAUCAGGCCACAUGACAUUUUUGAUCAGGCCACAUGACAUUCCUCAGUGUAUUUUUGAUUUAAAGUUUAAGUCUUAGAUUUAAAGUAACAUGCAUCCCCUAGUGAAAAAUAAAUAUAAUUAAAUGUAUUUGAAAUACAUUUAUUUCAUGCCAAGUAUUCUACAAACACAUUUACAUAUUUAUAAACGUAAUAAUACCCUGCAGUUGCACCUUUAGUAUAAUAAAGUCUGCUAAAUUGGAACAACUAAUUUUGUACUAACGCACUUUAACUGUGUGGAAGUAGUCCUGAAGUCUAACUGAAGAUAUACUUAAGUAGGCCUAUAUUUGAUUGUGCUCAAGUAGAACUAUUGCAAGUAUACUUUAGGUACACUAUAUCGCGGAUUUAAAGAACGAUAUUAUUCAAAUAUCAUACAAUCCGCAUCAAUAGUGACAAUAAAACACAUUUUCGGCUUAAUAUUAUGAAAUGUGUGUUGUGCACAAGUACUACUCCAA